AUGGAGCGGCGGUUGUCGCUGCCCAUGGUCGCCCGCCGCGCACGCAAACGGUCCACGUCAUCCGCGGCCGACGCGCUGACGCCGUGCGCGUCGACCGUGCUCCCGCGCCGCGUCUCACGCGGCCUAUUGAGUCUCCUUGGCGUUUGCGCCUUUCUCGGCGUCUACCUCGGGCUCACGGCCUCGUCCGUCUCGGAGGAGACGCGCAUGAGCCCGGGUCUGGACGACGUCAUGCUGGACUUGAAAAUGGACCGUGUCCGCGACGUGUGGACCGACGAGACCUUCCAGUGUCUCGGGUGGCGCGCCACCAGCGACUGCAAUCCAAGCGGCCGGCGCGACCUGUCCGGUGACCGCAGCUGCGACACGGCCAUCUCGUCGACCAUGGCGGGCUACUGCGAAGUGCGCAACCGGUCGAGCGGCGCCACCUUUCACGUCAUGGCGACCACGUGCCGCAGCAUCGACGACGACGUCGUCUUCACUUGCAACAUGGCGCGGGACUUUACCGACUUUAGCCUCCUCGCUGCCGCGUACAAGGAGCCGCCGCACAUUGCGUUCGACAUGCCCGCGUCGCCGCCGGCCAAUGGCAUCGUCAUGUCUGUCUACGAAGACGUGCUGCCGAGCGCGUAUGCCGUCGUGCGCACACUGCGGCGGCUCGGCUGCAAGCUUCACGUCGAGCUCUGGUACCGGCGCGAGCAGAUCGACCCGCAGCACCCGCUGCUCCAAGAGCUCGUCGCGGCCUAUCAGUGCACGCUGCGCGAGAUUUUCGAGCCGACGGCGACGCAUUUUCACACCAAGCCAUAUGCGAUCUACUAUAGUGCGUUCCAGAACGUGCUCUUCCUCGACUCGGACAACAUCCCGGCGAAGGACCCGACGUACCUCUUCGAGUCGCGCGAGUUUGUCGAGCACGGCGCGGUGUUUUGGCCUGAUUUUUGGCACCCGCGCAACACGCUCUUCAAUUUGCAGCCGCAGAGUCUCUUGUGGCAAGCGCUCGACAUGCCGUACAUUGACAUGAUCGAGCAAGAAUCCGGCCAGCUCCUCAUCAACAAGGUCGCGUGCUUGCCCGCGCUGCGCAAACUCAUGUUCUACUCGGGCCACGCACCUCGGCUCCUCGAUGCGCUCGAGCUCGUCUGGGGCGACAAAGACUUGUACCGUCUCGCAUGGCUCAACACGUCGACGCCGUUUUACAUGCAACCGCGCCUCCCCGCGAUCGGCGGGCUCUACGACCCGUCGUCCGGGUACUUUUGCGGUGUCGCCAUGCUGCAGUUUGAUGCGGCGGGCGACGUCGUCUUUGUGCACCGGAAUACCGUCAAGCUCACGGGCCACGUCAGCGAGACACCCGUGCUAUCGCACAUGCAGACCUUUACGGGCGACGCGAUCGCCGACUACGUUGUGAGCAUCCAAGGCAACCGCAUGGGCCAGUCGUCGUGCUUCUUCUUGACGUCCAAGUAUAUCGUGACGCCGGUCAAGGACACGCCGUUCGCGACGCUUGAAGAGACUGCGAUGCAGUUUGCCAUCGAAGGCGCGGCCGCCUACCCGCGACGCGAGCACGACCACCGACAAUGGCUGUCGCACCAUUCGCUACUGCUCGUGCUCGUCGUGCUGGCGGUCUUUGGGUUUGCGAACGUGGCCAUGCUGCGAAUGACGACGCGGAGGUUUUGGCUGCAGCAAUUCCGCACCAAGCGGAAAAACUCCGUGCCCGUCGUCUAG
Messenger RNA from Saprolegnia parasitica CBS 223.65, 1704 nucleotides. RefSeq lists its product as hypothetical. Gene Ontology annotation, biological process: mannan biosynthetic process. Gene Ontology annotation, cellular component: Golgi apparatus. Lineage: Eukaryota; Oomycota; Saprolegniomycetes; Saprolegniales; Saprolegniaceae. Bases 1 to 1704 code for a protein of 567 amino acids. The transcript has a single exon. The record is from RefSeq and is a predicted model, not a curated record. Gene Ontology annotation, molecular function: alpha-1,2-mannosyltransferase activity.